Molecule: messenger RNA, 1242 nt
Organism: Tuber aestivum (summer truffle)
Lineage: Eukaryota; Fungi; Ascomycota; Pezizomycetes; Pezizales; Tuberaceae
Source: the annotation of a GenBank genome assembly
AUGAACCGUAUUGCGCAUCUUUCGAUAAUUGGUGUCCGGAGGGCAGGCGCGGUGAGGCGGCUGGCGACGCAUGCCGAAAGCCCUGCGGCUGUGGCUGCCAAAGAUGGAAAGACGGUGUUGGAGAGAGCGCUCAACGCGCCGCCGAGGAAUACCUGGACGAAGGAUGAGAUUUCCAGUAUUUACAAUACUCCCUUGAUGGAGUUGGCGUACGCCGCUGUGACUCUCCCCUGCUCUCCGCAUAUCCACGCUUCCGGCUAACGUACCACCGGCCAGGCAACGUUGCAUAGAAAACACCACCCCCACAACACCGUCCAAACCUGCACCCUCCUGUCCAUAAAAACUGGCGGCUGCACGGAAGACUGCAGUUACUGCGCCCAAUCCUCUCGCUACUCUACCGGGCUAACGGCGACGAAGCUCUCCACCCUCGAAACCGUCAUGGCGGCCGCUCGCGAAGCCAAGGCGAACGGGAGCACACGUUUCUGCAUGGGCGCAGCAUGGCGCGACAUGUCCGGUCGCACGCGUGGCCUGGGGCGCAUAAAAGACAUGGUCCGCGAGGUUCGCGGGCUCGGGAUGGAAGUGUGUGUGACGCUGGGAAUGUUGGAUUCGAAGGCGGCGGAGGAAUUAAAGGGCGCUGGAUUAACGGCAUAUAAUCACAACCUGGAUACCAGCCGGGAAUUCUAUCCGAAGGUUAUCACUACCAGGGGGUUCGAUGAGCGGCUGCGGACCAUUGAGAACGUGCGGAAUGCCGGUAUUUCGGUGUGUACCGGGGGAAUACUCGGUCUUGGAGAGACGGCGGAGGAUCACGUUUCUUUCUUGCAUACCCUGUCUACACUGCCUGAGCAUCCUGAGUCUGUUCCUAUCAAUGCGCUAGUUCCAAUAAAGGGGACACCAUUGGGAGAGAAUAAGAAGGUCCCUUUCGAUAGUUUUCUUAGGGUUGUGGCGACAGCGAGGAUCCUGAUGCCUGGGAGUAUUGUGCGCUUGGCUGCUGGGAGGAUUAAUCUGACCGAGGAGCAGCAGGUGCUUGCCUUCUUUGCCGGGGCGAAUGCGGUGUUCACGGGCGAGAGAAUGUUGACUACUGAGUGCUCUGGGUUCGAGGCUGAUAGGAGGUUGUUUGAGAAGUGGGGGUUGGUUAAUAUGAAGGCCUUUGGGGGGGAGGUGGUGGAGAAGGAGAAGGAGGGGAAGGAGGAGAAGGAAGAAGAGAGGGAGGAGGGGGGGGUCGUGGGGGAGAUCGCGCAGGGGGUU